ACAUCGAAAAAACAAAUGAAUAAAUUAAGCUAGCUGUAAGAGUUACGUAUCCGGCCUUAGUGCAUGAUAUAGUAUAAAUCUGCACCUUUUAUAGAAAUUUGAAAUAAAACACUCUACUCAACAUUAAAUAGAAUAAUAGUAAGGGAGCAUCUGAAUUUGAAAAUGGCGAAUUGUAGCAAUGGCGAUUUCGAUUGGGGUAGAGCAGUUGAAGAGUUCAGCGAGAUGAAAACCGGCGUGAAGGGUCUGAUGGACGCCGGAGUGACGGAGCUGCCCCGUCUCUUCGUUCAUCCACCGGAGGAUCUGCAGAGCCAUCCGCCCCACGGCGGACAGCUGGAGCUGCCGACAAUAGACCUAGACGGGGCGGAGCGCGGAGGCGCACGGCGGAGGGAGGUGGUGGAGCAGAUGGGCAAGGCCGCCGCAGAGUGGGGGUUCUUCCGCAUCGUGAACCACGGGAUCCCGGCGGGAGAAAUGGACGGCAUGUUGGAGGCGGUGAAGCGAUUCCACGAGCUCCCGGCGGAGGAGAAGCUGGCUUUCUACGCGCCGGCGCACGACCCCCGGCCGGUGAAGCUGAACAGCAACCUCCCCGUGAGGGAGAAGGAUCCGGCCAGUUGGAGGGACGUGCUGACGUGCGUGUUUAGAGACGAUCAACUGGAGGCGCAACUCAUACCUUCAGCCCUGAGGAAGGAAAUGCUGGAUUAUGUCAAGUACAUGAUGGGACUGAGGGGGCUGAUGAACGAGUUACUCGCCGAAGCCCUAGGGCUCCCCACUGACUACCUAUCCAAUCUGGAGUGCAUGAGCAGCCAGUCGCUGGCAUGUUGGUAUUAUCCGGUUUGUCCAGAGCCAAACAAGACCUUAGCCUCACCCACCCAUUCCGACUUGACAUUCCUGACGCUGCUCAUGCAAGACACCACCGGCGGCCUCCAGAUCCUCCGCGACGAUCAGUGGUUCGAUGUGACGCCGGUUCGCGGGGCCCUCAUCGCCAACAUUGCGGAUCUGAUGCAGAUUAUAAGCAAUGGCAAGUUCAUAAGCGUGCGGCACAGAGUGCGGGCGCAGGCGGUGGGGCCCAGGAUAUCGGUGGCGUGCUUCUUCGGUCCGAGCGUGAGAGCUACGAGCAAGGCGUUCGGUCCCAUAAAAGAGCUCCUUUCCGACGAGAGUGGGCCCAGAUACAGAGAGGUUACCCUUCUUCAAUACCUCAGCAGUUACAAGAGCAAAGGCGAGCGAGUUGCCUCCGCCUUGCAUUAUUACCAGAUAUAACAAUGCAAUUUCAUAUUUUAAUUUAUUCCACCAAAUCAGAUUGUAAUUUACGUCAUGCCCUGCGGAAUCACUAAGUUGUAUUGUAUGCGUGCUUGAAUAAAAACCAGAUCCCACUUGAAA
Molecule: messenger RNA, 1374 nt
Organism: Salvia miltiorrhiza (redroot sage)
Lineage: Eukaryota; Viridiplantae; Streptophyta; Magnoliopsida; Lamiales; Lamiaceae
Product: 1-aminocyclopropane-1-carboxylate oxidase homolog 1-like
Exons: 1
Coding region: 163-1254 (363 amino acids)
Source: RefSeq, a predicted model, not a curated record